Molecule: messenger RNA, 2233 nt
Organism: Castor canadensis (American beaver)
Lineage: Eukaryota; Metazoa; Chordata; Mammalia; Rodentia; Castoridae
Gene: Nmral1
Product: NmrA like redox sensor 1
Cellular component (GO): nucleus
Source: RefSeq, a predicted model, not a curated record
GGCAGAGGUGGGACCGCAGGCGUCCGAGAGCCGGACACCGGGUUCUCGGGCCCAGUGCACAGUGGGGACGGCUCUGCCAGGGUGGACCCGAGCUGCGGAGGGGGCGGCGGCUCACGCAGGGCUGCACCCUCCCCUCUGCAGUGGAUUCUGCUGCAGGCUUUAGGGUCCCCAUUUUCCCGAGCGUUUCCCACCGAGGCAGCAGCCACAGGGUGCAGUCUGCCAAUACGACCCGGACCGAGGAGUGGGAGGGCCGAGGAGUUUGGAGGCGGCUUGGGGCGCAUGGGGGGUCCGUGAUCUCUCCAGACUGACACCCUUGCCCAUCUAGUCUCUGCGUUCCCGCGACUCCAGGCCCAGGGCCCUAAUGGCGGACAAGAAACCGGUAGUGGUUUUUGGAGCCACAGGUGCCCAAGGGGGUUCGGUGGCCCGCACACUUCUGGAAGAUGAGAUGUUCAGGGUUCGAGUGGUGACCCGGGACCCUGGGAAGAGGGCAGCGAAGGAGCUGAAGCUGCAAGGUGCAGAAGUAGUGCAGGGAGACCAGAACGAUGAGGCCAGCAUGGAACUGGCCCUGACCGGGGCUUAUGCCACUUUCGUCAUGACCAACUACUGGGAGAACCUCAGCCAGGAACAGGAGGUCAAGCAGGGCAAGCUUCUGGCAGAUCUGGCCAAGCGCCUGGGCCUCCACUAUGUGUUCUACAGUGGCCUGGAGAACAUAAGGAAGCUGACUGAUGGGAGGCUGUCAGCAGGCCACUUUGAUGGCAAGGGGGAAGUAGAGGAAUAUUUCCAAGACAUCAGUGUUCCCAUGACCAGUGUGAGGCUGCCCUGCUAUUUUGAGAACCUCCUCUCGUACUUCCUGCCCCAGAGAUUCCCAGAUGGAAAGAGCUACUUGCUGGACUUGCCUAUAGGUGGUACACCUAUGGAUGGUAUGGCCGUGAGCGACUUGGGUCCCGUGGUGCAGCUGCUGAAGAUGCCAGACGAGUGUGUUGGGCAGAACAUUGGACUCAACUGCAGGCACACAGCAGAGGAGUAUGCUGCCCUGCUUACCAGGCACACUGGCAAGGCUGUGUGCCAUGCCAAGACAACUCCUGAGGACUAUGAAAAGCUUGGUUUCCCCGGGGCCCGUGUUCUGGCCAACAUGUUCUGUUUCUAUGCUCUGAAACCUGACCGCAACAUCGAGCUGACACUGCGACUCAACCCCAUGGCGAGGACGCUGGACCAGUGGCUGGAGCAGCACAAAGGGGACUUUGCCCAGCUGUGACCUGCCCAACUUAAAGCCCCAAGCUAGGCGACAGGAGGCUCAGAGGCACACUUAUCCUUCCUUGUGUACAACUUUUUUUCUUUUCAAAUAAAGCCAUUGUUCUCACAGGUGUCUUCCAAAAGAAAAGGGCUCUAUUUCUGGGAUGUGGGUUGGGGUGGCAGCUGCUGGGCACCAACAGCAUGAAAAUUCUAGCAGGAGACAUGAAAUGGCUGGGUAGCAGCAGGCUGAAGGGAUUAUUUGGUAACUGUGAAGACGAAUAUGUUUUACUUGUAUAGUGGAGUGUUCCUACCCUCAACCUGGAGGGAUACCUCAAUAAGCACCUGCUGUUCCCACUGUACUUCAUCCACAGAUGGGGAACACGACACAGGACAGAGACCUCACACCCUGCACACACCCCCUUCAUCACAGCCACUGAAGCAACCUGUGUAUUCAUUCUGAAUUAGGAACUGGGGUGUGGGGAGAGAGAGAACCAAACCCUUCUUCCUUCUCCUUACUUCUCCAUGUACAGCUUGGGAUAUAGGAAAACUUCAGAACAGAUUGAAAAAAAGGAACAAAUACAAGACAUGGCAGAGGACCACAGGAUACUGUGGAGGCAAGACAAUGCUGCCUACAGCAAAGGAUAUUGUGAUGGACCAACUUUUCAACUCUGCCUGAAAACUCUCCUUUAGAGAACACAAGUUACCCACCGAGACUCCAUGGCAGGUCUGUGAAUUUUAACCUGUGUAUAGGUUUGUAUAAUCACUAUCACACUGUCUUUAUAACAUGCCACCUGGCCUCUGACCCCUCAGACACGAAAGGGGUAAAAGGAGUGGCAGUUCUGCUAAAUUCAUUCCAUCCAUUGAUCUACUAACUGAGGGACUCACUUCCUAGACAACUUGCCAGGGGGCCCGAAAUACGGUGCCAACAAAAAAGUUCUACCCUUUGCCUUGAGUUUACUUAGUAAGAAUAACAGCAUCACCCCGGUGCCAGUGGCUCACA